CUGCAUUGGCUCCUACACUAACUGUACCUUGUCUGGCCUGAUCUGUGAUGAAGACUAUGAAGUAUAUGUGAAAGCCAGCCACGAGAAUUGCACCAGCGAAGCCAGUCAUUCUGUGAUGUUCAGCACAGGUCCUUGUCAACCAGAGGGUCUGUGGGUCACCUUCCACUGUAAUAAUCAGUCCGCAGUGCUCUCUUGGACCCCCAGUCAUAAUGCUGUGGACUACUACGGCUGUGCUCAGGCAGACAGUGGAGAAAUGCUAUACUGUCAUAGCACCGAUCCCACCUGCACCAUCCCCAAUUUGGACUGCGGGACGCUUUACAGCUUCACUGUGCAGGCCUCGGACGGCACCUGCAAUAGUUCACUGAGUGACCCGGUGGAGCGAGGAGCAGCCCCGUGUCCUCCUGACGCUAUUGAUGUGUGGCCUAUGGUGAUGUACAUGGAGGUCCAGACUUUACAAUUCACCUGGACGGAAAUAAGCUGCGCGGAUGCGGAGUACCUGCUGAGGUUAUCCGGGAACCUGCUCGGAGACAGCCAGGCCCAGUUUGAAGUGUCUUCCUACUGGACUGAAAGGACGGAGUUCGAGAUUCCACUUCCCUGUGGUUCUUCCUAUAGUGCCACAGUGGAGAGCAGGAACGUGGCUGGAGUUAGCAACCGGUCUGUGCCACUUACUGAUACAACAGCUCCAUGUAAGCCUUCCAUGGUGACCUACAGCAGCAACAGCUCAAUUGCCAGAAUUUCCUGGAACUCUUCCGUGUUUGCCACCAUGUACAACGUGUACAAACACAAUGUAUCCCCCAGCUCACGGUUGUGCACCACUUCAGGCCUGUCCUGCUAUUUGCAGCUCGACGUCAUGUCAGUGGACCUGCUGGUCACCGCCAGCAACGCUGUCGGGGAAAGCGAAGGAUCGAAUGUUAUAAACGUAGUGAUACACCAUGUCAGAAAAAGAGACGUCAGCGAGACUGGGGACCUUUCAGCUCCUGAGGUGAACGUCACGCUGGUCACACCGACGACCAUCAUGGCUAAUUGGACGCGAGUCGGUAAUUACACCAGCUUCAAGCUGCUACUCACGCAGCCUCAGAGCAGCUCAGCGUCACCACUGGAACUGACAGUACUGGAUUACAGCAUCAUCCUCCCUGGUCUGGAUCCCAACUGCUUUUAUUGCAUCACCGUGUCGGGCAAGAACGGUGAUGACGUUGGACUAGAGUCUGAUCCUGUGUGUUUGGAAACAGAAGAAAGUAAUUAGUCUAUUGCUGUAUAUAACAAAAACAUAUCUACACACAACAAGCCUGAUCAUAAUGUGACCAAAUGAAAUCACAUGACAUGGUAUAUAACU
Corythoichthys intestinalis (scribbled pipefish) is the source of this 1333-nucleotide messenger RNA. Its product is annotated as fibronectin type III domain-containing protein 7-like. The transcript has 6 exons. The record is from RefSeq and is a predicted model, not a curated record. NCBI's taxonomy places the organism in Eukaryota, Metazoa, Chordata, Actinopteri, Syngnathiformes, Syngnathidae. The coding region runs from base 116 to 1243 and encodes 375 amino acids. Gene Ontology annotation, molecular function: protein binding.